AUGAGACCAGUACUCUACCCAGCAGCCGAAGAGUUAAUACGAAACAAAAAACAAUUGAAACUCGAAGAAGGAGUGCAAGAACAAAGAAAUACGGGUGAUCCAGCACGAAGAAGAGACACAUUCAAAGAAAAGAGAGCUAAAGCGGACGCAAGAAAACGAAGAAAGGAAUCAGAGGCGGGGUCUUCAUCAAGAGCUAAUACCUCAGGGCAUACACGUGCUACCUCGCGAGAUUGUCCCAAUCACGAAUUCAGCAUAAAAGAGCUUUUAGAGAGAGCAUUUCCUAACUACCAUCAAAGGUACACAACGUCUUUAACUCUCAAGUUGUUCCUGAGGCAUAAACAAGAAGACCCCAAUAGACUAGAGCGUUACCAGAACAUAAUCGUUAGACAGUCUACUUUCCUUCGUGCUGUCAUCUAUCAGGCGCAAAUAUUUGUUAAUUACUAUUUAUUAGUACACUCAAACAGUGUGGAACAUAUCUCCAAAUAUAUCUUUAAUCAACUCUUUUGCAACAUCAAUAUUCAUCAACUCCAAGACUAUUAUCCAUCACUUCUCUACCUCGAGGCAAUUUCCAACCGUUUACAAGAUCUGGAAAAUGUUAAUAUGCUUGUACAAAAAGGUGAAUUGGUGGGCUAUGACCAAAUAGUAUCGUCUGCAUGUGAAAGUUUAGUAACUGCCUACAGUAAUUUCUAUGUUAAAAAUUAUAAAACUUAUGUUGGAAAAUCAGAUAUCCUGAUAUGA
This is a messenger RNA of Gilbertella persicaria, 738 nucleotides long. RefSeq lists its product as uncharacterized. Lineage: Eukaryota; Fungi; Mucoromycota; Mucoromycetes; Mucorales; Choanephoraceae. Bases 1 to 738 code for a protein of 245 amino acids. The record is from RefSeq and is a predicted model, not a curated record. The transcript is spliced from 4 exons.